Molecule: messenger RNA, 1954 nt
Organism: Capsicum annuum
Lineage: Eukaryota; Viridiplantae; Streptophyta; Magnoliopsida; Solanales; Solanaceae
Product: vacuole membrane protein KMS1
Exons: 8
Coding region: 548-1765 (405 amino acids)
Source: RefSeq, a predicted model, not a curated record
UGUGAUUUUUUUUAAUGUCUAGGGGUUUGGGGGUGUGCAAAUUUCUAUAUAAUUUGUGGGUUUCUUGAAAAGUUUGUUCUUUUAUCCGAUUUACAUUUAUAUGGCUUGAGGGUUUAUCUGGCGGUGUGGUAUCCCUUUUGUUGUUUGCUUGUAUAUUUUUUUGUUUGUUACACCGUUAUCCGUCCCGAGGGAGGUCUAUCGGAAGCAGUCUCUCUACUUCACCGGAGAUAGUGGUAUGGACUGUGUACACUCUUUACCCCAGAUCCCACUUUGUGGGAAUACAUUGGGUAUGCUGUUGUUGUGGAGGGUCUAGUUUCUCUGCUUUGUUUCCUGUUGGGUGCAUCCAUAAAGUAAUGUUUGUUCCAAGUUCUCAUUUUUUUAAUGUUGGCAUCCAUAGCUUUAAUCGCUCGAGAUUUGCCAUGUAGGACGCAUGUGUCUAUUUGUUCAACGUUUAAGUACUUACUUGUGCACACCCAAAGUUGGAGGGUGUAUAUGUCAGCUGAGGACUUGAGGUCAAGUUAAAGGGCACAUUUAUGUAUUAUGAUUAAUGAGAAAAGGACUCCUUGACAAACACAAUAGGGAACUGGAGCAUCUGAGUCUGACUAAUCAGCCACUAAAGACAGUUAAAUUCUUCAGUUUAGCUGUUCUAAAGUGUCUUCAACAAUUCUCAGUUAACACUAUCAAGUGCAGCUGUCUUGUGGUCAUAGUGCUAGCUACCGCUGGUGGGAUUUUGCUUUUGACACGUGGGAGGGUGUACGAGGUGACUCUGCAGCCUGUUCUGGAGAUUCUCAGCUAUCUACGGUUUGGACUCUGGUGGCUAGUUCUUGGCGUGGCUUCAUCAAUUGGCCUAGGAUCUGGUCUGCACACUUUCGUCUUGUACUUGGGUCCUCACAUAGCUCUAUUCACAAUAAAAUCUGUGAGCUGCGGAAGGGUUGACAUAAAAAGUGCUCCAUAUGAUACCAUUCAAUUAAGAAGUGGUCCUUCAUGGCUAGAUAAGGACUGUUCUGAAUUUGGCCCACCAUUAUUUUCUCUACCUGGUGAUCGGGUACCAUUGACCAGCAUACUGAACCAGGUUCAGUUGGAGGCUAUAUUGUGGGGUAUUGGAACAGCUCUCGGAGAGCUUCCUCCUUACUUCAUCUCUAGAGCUGCUCGUAUAUCUGGUAGUGAUGGUGAACUUAUGGAAGGUUUGGAUUCUGCUUCAAAAGAAGAUAGUGGAAUUAUCAGCAAUCACUUAAGACAGAUAAAAAAGUGGCUUCUUUCUAACGGACAGUAUUUGAAUUUCUUCACAAUUCUGGUUCUUGCAUCGGUGCCAAAUCCUUUGUUUGACCUUGCUGGUAUCAUGUGUGGGCAAUUUGGCAUUCCGUUUUGGAAAUUCUUUACAGCAACACUCAUCGGGAAGGCGAUUAUUAAAACUCACAUACAGACAGCAUUUAUCAUUUCAGUUUGCAACAAUCAACUGUUGGACUUGAUAGAAAAUCAAUUAUUUCGGGUGCUUGGUCUCAUCCCUGGAUUUGCGUCGUUCCUGCCAAGCAUCAUUUCCAAACUACAAACAGCUAGAGAGAAGUACAUGGCAGCAUCCCCUCCAGUGUCUGGUGUUAAGGCAAAGAAGUGGGAUCUUUCGCUUGUUUCAGUGUGGAACACUGUUGUGUGGCUCAUGCUCUUGAACUUCUCAGUGACGAUUGUUAAUACAACUGCCAAGGGCUAUCUUAGAGAGCAGCAAGAGAAGGAGCUGGCCGCGCUUGAAGAGAAUCGUGCUAGGGAAUAAUUGAGAAAUUUUUGGGGCUAAUUGGUCUGUUUUAGACUAUCAAUAAUUGGUCUCUCUCUCUCUGCCCUUCUCCAUUCACUACUAUGUUUUUGUCUGCCACAAGACUUGAGCUUGUGACAUGCACCUAAUUCCUAAUUUACACACUGUGCUAGAGUUCUUGCCUCUAAAAUCAAAGCUUUUAUUUUAUUC